Molecule: messenger RNA, 1398 nt
Organism: Epinephelus moara (kelp grouper)
Lineage: Eukaryota; Metazoa; Chordata; Actinopteri; Perciformes; Serranidae
Gene: ncf4
Product: neutrophil cytosolic factor 4
Exons: 10
Coding region: 140-1189 (349 amino acids)
Biological process (GO): respiratory burst; phagocytosis; superoxide anion generation
Cellular component (GO): NADPH oxidase complex
Molecular function (GO): superoxide-generating NADPH oxidase activator activity; protein binding; phosphatidylinositol binding
Source: RefSeq, a predicted model, not a curated record
CAGACAGUUUGACACGCAGUCAGCGCAGUCCGCAGUGUGUGUGAGUGAGUAGACUAAAACCAACUCCUCUGUAAGAAGCGCCUCUGCCCGCAACACAAGUGUCUCCGUGCGUCUGCGGAUCGAAGCUGUGCGCACCAUCAUGUCGCUGCCGCAGCAGUUACGAGACGAAAGCGACUUUGAUCAGCUGCCUCACAACAUCCCUAUCAGCGCCACCAUCGCUGAUAUCGAGGAGAAGAAAGGCUUCAUUGACUACUUUCUGUUUGUGAUUGAGGUGAAGACUAAAGGAGGGAGUAAGUAUUUCAUCUACAGGAGGUACAGAGAAUUUUUCAACCUCCACCAGGUCCUCGAGUUCAGAUACUCUCCUGAAGACCUAGAGAGGCCUGGUCCCAACACCUGCGUCCUGCCUACCCUCCCAGGAAAAGUCUUCAUCGGCAACAAGAGAGAGAUUGCAGAGAGCAGGAUCUCUGAACUCAACACGUACAUGAAGAGGUUGCUCGGUCUGCCAACAUGGUUGCUGCUCGAUGAGGCUCUCAGGAUGUUUUUCUACCAGACGGACAAGGACAGCCAGCACCAACCGCGAGCCCUCAGGCGUCUCCGCCCACCUACUCGCAAAGUGAAGACAGUCAAACCAAAGAUGGACCUCUUCUCCUCCCCCAGGGCCGAGGUGAUGUUUGACUUUCGCGGCAACGGCAAGGCGGAGUUGAACCUGAAGAAGGGAGAUGUGAUCUUCCUGCUGCAACGAGUCAACGCAGACUGGCUGGAGGGCACAGUGAACGAUCAAACAGGUAUUUUCCCACAAUCCUUUGUGAAGAUCAUCAAGCCCCUCCCAGAGAAUGACUCAGAAGGUGAGGGUGGAGACUCCACCUACAGCUGUCUGCACUGCCUCCUGCUCACCCCAUCUGGAGUCCAAACCAGAGAUGUAUGUGUACAAGAGGACCUCACUAUCCAGCCGACGUACAAGGACCUACUGUCUCGUAUGAGAAACGUCUUCAAAGUGGACGACAUCGCCUUGAACUACCGCGACCCCGAGGGCGACCUCAUCCGCAUCCUCGACGAUGAGGACGUCCAGCUGAUGAUCAGGGAGGGCAGUGGUCAGCAGGGGAAAGAUAUGCGACCUGUCAAUCAGUUUCCGUGGGAGCUGCACGUGACCUUGGCCUCUGACCUUUCUAUUUACAGCACCGAGGCCUGAGAGAGUGAAGGUCACGGGAAGCGGAGGAGAUAUUUAGUAUUCUUAUAUCAGAACAAUGAACUUGACCAAGUGAAUAUUGUUGCCGAUACAGCCUGUGUGUGGUUUGUCUUUUCUCUUCAUUCAAAGCCUCAUUCAUGUUACAAAUAUUGUUGCUGUUCAAGUUUAUGGCUGAUACAUUUCACUUAGUAAUAAACUAAUUUAAUAAGUUU